AUGCCUCUUGUGGUGUUUAAAUCUAGCUUUAAUGGAAAAAGAAAGCAGAUGGAGUCAUCAAGUGAUUGUUCCAUAGUGUCAUUCUACAGAGCCCUUGAAACUGGGAUGUUUUGGUUUCCUGCUCAAGUCUUUAAUCGUGAGAAUGGGCAUGUUGGGUUCAUCAUGUCAUGCUAUGAUGCAGAGCUUUGCUAUGAUUCUCAUACGGAUACUUUCGAGGCUAGAUAUCCACCACAUGGGACAAGGGCAAUUGCGUCAGAGAGCGGUGUGACAUGGGAGAGGUUAAGGGCAGCUCCGGUUGAUAAUUCACCUCAUGAUCUUCUUAUUUCAAACUCUUUAAAUGAUUUGCGCCCAAAAGAUCACAUUGAAAUUCAAUGGAGAAAGAACAAACAAUUCCCUUAUGGUUGGUGGUAUGGUGUUAUCGGGCAUUUAGAAUCAUGUGAUGGUAACACCACUUAUUGCCAAUGUCACACAAGCAAUACGUUGGUGGUCGAGUUUAAGCAGUAUGCACCGGGUUCACGAUGGAGACAUAUGACGAUCAAUAGGAAAGACCAUCGGGAAGAAGGAAAUGAAACCGAAGGGUUCUAUGGAGGAAUAAAAAAACUAUAUAACAAGGAUGAUAUAUCUAUGUGGCAGCAAUUUUGGCCAGCUGGAAUCUUGGAAUAAAUAAGCAUAUUUUUUUGAUAGAGUUAGAUGGUUAAAUUUUUUUUUUCUUUUUUGUAGGAUUAGUUGGAGAUUGGCACAUAUAUAUGGGUAUCACCCACAUGUGACAUAAGCUCCCAUUGCACUUGAAAAAUGUAAUGUGUUGAUAUAUACGACUUCAUCUAGACUUCCCUUUUCUCUAAUCAACG
Messenger RNA from Lactuca virosa, 848 nucleotides. NCBI's taxonomy places the organism in Eukaryota, Viridiplantae, Streptophyta, Magnoliopsida, Asterales, Asteraceae. The record is from the annotation of a GenBank genome assembly.